UACACAACUUUCCUAUAUAAACAAAUUCUCAUUCAAUAUUCCAUCCAAUAAUAUCCCCAAACACCCCAUUUCAAUUCCCCUUCCAUUUCGCCAUGGGAAGAAAGCUUGACGCUCUUCUUGGUAGGAAUUUCAGAGCCUCCAAAUUUCGCCCUCUUCUCAAUCUCUCCCUCUCUCGUCUUUCUAUUCUCACCGCCCAACGCCGUCUCCGGUGCUCUCAGGCCAAUUCCGAUGUCCUUCAACUCCUUCAACUCUCCCACCACCACCGCGCUUUACUUCGAGUCGAGAAAGUCAUUAAGGAUCAGAAUGCUCUGGAUGCUUAUGUUUUAAUUGAAGGCUACCUUAAUCUCUUGCUUGAAAGAACCACUCUCCUCGAACAACAAAGUGAGUGCCCUGAAGAAUUGAAAGAGCCAGUUGCAGGAUUACUCUUUGCAGCCUCAAGAUGUGGGGAUUUCCCUGAACUUCAUGAGAUCAAAUCAGUUUUGACCACUCGUUUUGGCAAGGAAUUCACUGCUCGUGCUGUUGAAUUACGCAACAAUUGUGGAGUUAAUCUUUCGUUAAUGCAAAAACUUUCCACAAGGCAGCCCCCUUUGGAGACUAGAGUGGAGGUCCUCAAAUCCAUUGCUUCCGAGAAUGGGAUUGUAUUGCAAUUUGACCAGCUUCCUCAUUCCAAUGAGGAAAAAGUAGCGAGAAGCGGGAGGCAAAGCGAGGCAGAGGGGCGGAGUGAAGAAUUUUCAAAUGAAGUGGCAUCUGAUUCUAAAAAAACGUACAAAGAUGUGGCGGAUGCAGCACAAGCCGCUUUUGAAUCAGCAGCUCAAGCAGCAGCUGCUGCACGAGCUGCCAUGGAGCUCUCCCGAUCCCAUGAGGGUCCAAGCAGCCCGAGUAAGCCUGGCUCUGGAACCACUCCACAUAACAAACAAAAGAAAGAGAAAACAGAGGUUGAAUCUAAAGUAAAACAAGAAAUGGAGGAAUAUGGAAAUGGGAGGAGAGGAGAAGGAGAAGGAGAAGAAGAAGAAGGGGGGAAAAUGGGAGGGGAUGAAAUGGAUGAGGAGAGAACUUCAAAUACUAAAAAUGGGUUGAAGAUGGAAACAAAGGUAGAGAAAACAGAGGUAAGUGAGAAGGGAAGCUUUCGUUUAAAUCUGGAGAAGAAACCAAUUUCAGUAAGAACAAGAAGAGUACGAGGAUAGUGAACAAGAACAAUAUAAAUGUCGUUCAUAUAAUUGGGUUUGCUUUUGGAUUCUUUCAUCAUAUAUAUAUAUAUAAUAUAUUUUUUGAUUUGUAGGAAUAUCAUGGAAAUUGUGUAAUUAUGUGGUUUGGGAAUUCUGGUAUGGUAUGAUAAAUACAACGUUUUUGUUUGUUCUACAA
Molecule: messenger RNA, 1362 nt
Organism: Cucumis melo (muskmelon)
Lineage: Eukaryota; Viridiplantae; Streptophyta; Magnoliopsida; Cucurbitales; Cucurbitaceae
Exons: 5
Coding region: 93-1184 (363 amino acids)
Biological process (GO): protein transport
Source: RefSeq, a predicted model, not a curated record